GCUCAAGGAUCCCAUCAAUGGCAAUCACCAAUCAAAACCGUCGUCGUUUUAGUAUUGGAGAAUCGAUCUUUCGAUCAUCUCUUAGGAUGGAUGAAGAACUCAGUAAACCCGACAAUAAACGGUGUAACGGGUCAAGAAUGUAACCCGGUUCCAAAUUCUACACAAACCAUUUGUUUCACUAGUGAUGCUGAGUUUGUGGAUCCGGAUCCGGGUCAUUCGUUUGAAGCAGUUGAGCAACAGGUUUUCGGGUCCGGGUCGGGUCAGAUCCCGUCGAUGAUGGGUUUUGUAGAGCAAGCGCUUUCCAUGCCGGGAAAUUUGUCGGAGACUGUAAUGAAAGGCUUCAGGCCUGAAGCUGUUCCGGUUUAUGCCGAGCUGGUUAAAGAAUUCGCUGUGUUCGACCGGUGGUUUUCUUCGAUUCCUGGUCCGACUCAACCGAACCGGUUAUUUGUCUAUUCGGCUACUUCACAUGGUUCAACAAGCCAUGUCAAGAAACAACUCGCUCAAGGGUAUCCACAGAAGACUAUCUUCGAUUCGCUCCACAGCAACGACAUUGACUUCGGAAUAUACUUUCAGAAUAUUCCGACCACAUUGUUUUACCGUAACCUCCGACAACUAAAAUACAUUUUCAAUUUGCAUCAAUACGAUCUAAAAUUCAAGAAAGACGCAGCAAAAGGAAAGUUACCGAGCUUAACCGUCAUUGAACCGAGGUAUUUCGACCUCAAGGGCUUACCGGCCAACGAUGAUCACCCUUCGCAUGACGUGGCUAACGGUCAAAAGCUGGUUAAAGAAGUGUACGAGGCACUUAGGGCGAGUCCACAGUGGAACGAGACACUCCUAGUCAUAACUUAUGAUGAGCAUGGUGGGUUCUAUGAUCAUGUCAAGACUCCUUAUGUCGGUAUACCAAACCCGGAUGGAAAUACUGGACCGGCUCCUGGUUUCUUUAAAUUCGACCGGUUAGGUGUUCGGGUUCCUACCAUUAUGGUUUCUCCUUGGAUUAAAAAAGGAACCGUGGUGAGUGAAGCAAAAGGACCAACAGAGAGCUCAGAGUACGAGCAUUCAUCAAUACCAGCGACAAUCAAGAAACUAUUCAAUCUCUCUUCCAAUUUCUUAACACAUAGAGAUGCUUGGGCUGCUACUUUCGAAGACGUUGUUUCUCACUUAACCACUCCUCGAACCGAUUGUCCCAUGACUCUACCUGAAGUUGCACCCAUGAGAGCCACUGAGCCUAAAGAGGACGCAGCUCUUUCUGAGUUUCAGGGUGAAGUAGUUCAGCUUGCGGCGGUUCUUAACGGUGAUCAUUUCCUCAGUAGCUUCCCGGACGAAGUUGGGAAGAAGAUGACUGUGAAACAAGCUCAUGAAUAUGUCAAAGGAGCUACAUCUCGGUUCAUUAGAGCUAGUAAAGAGGCAAUGAAGCUUGGUGCCGAUAAAUCUGCCAUUGUCGAUAUGCGAUCUUCGCUCACUACACGGCCACGCAACCUGACACUGAUGGUGAAGGCGGUGACAAAUGCGACGGCUAACGGCGCCGGCGGUGAUAGAAGAGGAGAAAUUCAUAAGAUUUUUCCAGUCUCAGAGUCGCUGGCUAGAUUCGUCGGCCAAAGCGAAAUCUCUUUUUCCACCGCCAUGGAGAAAGUGAAGCAGUAUACCGAUGAUCACGAUCUCUGGAAUCCGGAGAAUAUAGAGGAGAUACUGUGCGAUGAUAACUUGAAGACGAUAUUCGAUGGCAAAGAAAAAGUCGUGAAGGCUACCGGUGGAGGUACUAUAGAAAAAUGGGGGUUCAAUGACAUUGUGAAAGUCUCAGAGCCGCUGGCUAGAUUCGUCGGGAGAAGCGAAAUCUCUUUUGUCGCCGCCUUGAGAAAAUUGCUAGAGUAUACCGUUGAUCACAACCUCUUAGAUGAGGGUGUUACUCUGCUCGAGUUUCCUUGGGUUUGAUUUUUACUUUCCUUAUGAUCGUCUUUACAUGUUUAUGCAUUUAGGGGUUGGAGUUUAUAGAGACUGUAGAAUGGUAAUGAAGGAAUUGUUGCAUGUAAACAAAUCACUUAAUCGUCGAAAAUGUUGUCUACUCACUGAAAUGUUUUGGUUUUGUUAGUGGAAUUGGUCUGUUUUGAUUGCAUAUUUUGAAAAUUUAGCUUGUAAAAUCAAGAACACACCAGUUUUGAAUAUAGAGUGUCUUUAGGU
This is a messenger RNA of Arabidopsis arenosa, 2175 nucleotides long. The record is from the annotation of a GenBank genome assembly. NCBI's taxonomy places the organism in Eukaryota, Viridiplantae, Streptophyta, Magnoliopsida, Brassicales, Brassicaceae.